AUGACCAAAGAGUCCCAAAGAAUCCAUAAGCUGCUCUCUAUACAGUCACAUGUUGUCCAUGGUUACGUUGGAAAUAGUGCAGCCACAUUUCCACUACAAUAUAGAGGUUGGGACGUUGAUGCUUUGAACACUGUGCAAUUCUCUAACCAUCCAGCGUAUGGAAGCUUCAAAGGAACAAGAUCUACUGCUGAAGAAUUGAAAGAAAUAUAUCAAGGUUUGAAUGAAAUAGGGACUGAUUACGAUGCCAUUCUAACUGGUUACAUACCGGAUGAUGAAGGGUUAAAAGCCAUUGGAGAGAUAUGUAUUGAUAUUUGCAGAAAGAAUCAUAUAAAAUGGAUAUUAGAUCCCGUUCUUGGUGAUAAUGGGAAGAUUUAUGUUAGUGAAGGAAAUAUUGAGAUUUAUAAAGAAUUGUUAAAGUCUGGUUAUGUUAACCUAGUUACACCAAAUCAGUUAGAAGUUGAAGUGUUAACAGGGGUGAAAGUAAAUGAUUUGACCUCACUAAAAAAGUCAAUCAGUGAGUUCUAUAAUCAAUAUCCAGGGAUAGAGAAUAUUGUUGUUACUUCUGUACAAUUUGAUGACGAUGAUGACCAUUUAUACAGUGCUGGUUCCACAAAGAUCAAUAGUUCAACCAAAAAAGGUUUCUAUUUCAAAGUACCAUCCAUCAAAGCAUCAUUCUCAGGGAGUGGUGAUCUAUUUUCAGGUUUACUCACAAGUGCGUUUUUCAAAUAUUAUGAUAAAUUCGAAGGAGAAUUGAAUGAAUUGACACCAAUAGAGAGACUUCCGUUACUAAACGCAUUGAAUGAAGUAUUAUCAAUCGUGGAGAAAGUGUUGGUCUUAACUUAUGACGUUGUCUUGUCAAGAAUUUUGUCGUUCCUCCCGCAAUCAGAUGUUUGUUCAACUGCUCAAUGCUCAAAGAAACUCCAUCAUGUGUCCCUCGAAAGGCUAUACAAAAGAAUUUGCAUAAGAAAAGAUCCUGUCUAUCACUCAAAUAUUUGGUAUAUUGAUUGUUCUUGGACAACUGUAUCAGGUUACAGGUCUUUACACAAGAGAGAGGACCAAAAUGACUACAUUAUUCAUCUCAAAUUAGAUAGAUUAAUUCAAUCUUUACAAAACGUCAAAUAUUCAUCAUUAGUGAAAGAGGUCAUCAUACUCGACAAAGUAUUCAACUAUGAAGAUAGCAAUGAGCAGCUGUUAGACCUAAUUGAAACACUCGAAGAUAAGGCCAAAAAUAUCGAAGUUUUAGAUGUUCCAGAUUCAUUACUCAAAGCCGUCUCGAUAACUUCACCAAAAAAGAUCGUUACAGAUGAUAUUGAUCAAAUCAAAGAAACAAAAAAUUUGAAAUCCUUGACAAUUCAAUUGCAUAGUAAUACAGAAGAGAGAUUCCCAAGUGUUCUUCCAUCUUUGAACAACCUUGAAGAACUGAUCCUUAUUGACGAAGAGUCCGCUUCCUUGAGGAUACUAAAGACUUUAUCAGAAGUUGGAUUACAAAAGUUGAAAUUAAAAAGACUUGCUUUCAAUCAUGUCCAUGGUCUUCAUGAUUACAAUGCUGUUUUAAGAAACCUUACAAUCACAUUCGUAGAAGAAUGUGUUGACCUUGGAUCCCUUGAGGAAUUAGAAAUGGCAAUUGGGUGUGAAGUGAAAAACUGCGAUUGUUUGGAUAGUUUUCUUGAUGAUCUGGCACCAAAGUUGACAAUUUUGAAGAAAUUAUCCAUACAGGAAAAGACGUUUCAUAGAGAUCAUUACUUGUCAGAAAAAUGGGAUGUCAAUAUUAACAGAUUCUUACUUCAUUUACCACCAGGUUUAAAAUUCCUUUCAAUUCGUCAUAAUCCACCAAGAGAUGGGAAACUUGAGAACAAUGUUGAAGGUAAUUAUGUCAGAAGAAGAAAAUUGUAUGAAAAAGUGUUGCCAACUCUCAAAUCUUUAGAAGUGUUGGCUAGUCCAACGUUGUUGCAAACAUGUGCCUGUUAUGAGAUUUUGGUCUCAGAUUUAUUAUGGAAUGGGUGUGAAUGUGAAUACUGUUCUGAAGUCCUCAAUUUAUUUGACCAUUAUUUGAUGAAUCAUCAAUAUUAUGAUGAAGAAGAUGCUGAUUUUAGAGAUGUUAUUGCACCGAGAUUAUUUGGGAUUGGUGGUGUUGAACUCUUGAAAAGACUAAAGAAUCAGUCAGACCUUGAUGUAUUGAAGUUUGGCCCUGGUGAAACAACAUGGGAUUUCCAUGGUUAUGAAAGCAUCAACCAUUUCAAUGAUUAUGAUUGUAUGUUUGAUGAAAGUUUUUUCGAACCAUUAGCCGUUUGUGUGUCACAUUUUUACAAAGGUUAUCUCGAGUUCUUUGAGCAAAAUCUUCCAAAUCUGAAAACGGUUGUUCUCUCUGGUAUAUUCUUUACCAUAGGCCCUGACAGAACGAUCAAGUGCAUUUAUGAUAACCCAAAACCUUUAAUAUAG
Hansenula anomala is the source of this 2439-nucleotide messenger RNA. RefSeq lists its product as uncharacterized. Gene Ontology annotation, molecular function: pyridoxal kinase activity; protein binding. Bases 1 to 2439 code for a protein of 812 amino acids. Gene Ontology annotation, biological process: pyridoxal 5'-phosphate salvage. NCBI's taxonomy places the organism in Eukaryota, Fungi, Ascomycota, Saccharomycetes, Phaffomycetales, Wickerhamomycetaceae. Gene Ontology annotation, cellular component: cytosol. The record is from RefSeq and is a predicted model, not a curated record. The transcript is spliced from 2 exons.